Antechinus flavipes (yellow-footed antechinus) is the source of this 5138-nucleotide messenger RNA. RefSeq names its product NCK associated protein 5 like (gene NCKAP5L). Gene Ontology annotation, biological process: microtubule depolymerization; microtubule bundle formation. The coding region runs from base 382 to 4479 and encodes 1365 amino acids. Gene Ontology annotation, cellular component: microtubule plus-end. NCBI's taxonomy places the organism in Eukaryota, Metazoa, Chordata, Mammalia, Dasyuromorphia, Dasyuridae. The transcript has 13 exons. The record is from RefSeq and is a predicted model, not a curated record.
GGGGGUGUGAGAGGAGAGUCCAAUUCGGGCCGGGGACCACUGGCAGAGGCGAGGGGCGGGGCCCGAGUUCUAGGGGCGCGAUGAUUGGCUGAGCGAGCGGGCGAGGGCGAGGCCUGGACGAGAUGGGGCGGAACCAGAAGGCCUCUUCAAAGCCCUGACAUCAGGCAGCGGCCCGAACCUUGCCUUCCUCCGCCCCUCGUUCCCGGGCCGUUGCCUCAGCCGCAGCCUCAGCCGCAGCCGCAGCCGUACCUGCCAUGGACCCAGUGGAUCCGGCCCGGCCCGGCCCCGGCCAGAGCCCUCGGCCUGGUGACUGACAGAAGGUGACCACUGUAGCAAUUGUAGUUGUGAUAUCUUCAAAUUGCUGAGCUGAGAGAGAGCUUGAUGUCUCAGGAAGUUGAGGAACCAGCUGGGGACCCUGGAAUCCCAAAGCCAGGAAGCAGCAUUAACAUGGAGUUAGGGACUCGCCAAGAGCUUUUGCAUCGACUUCGGGAACUGGAGGCAGAAAAUUCAGCACUGGCCCAGGCCAAUGAGAGUCAGCGGGAGACCUAUGAGCGCUGCCUGGAUGAGGUUGCCAACCAUGUGGUACAGGCACUUCUGAAUCAGAAGGACUUACGUGAAGAAUGCAUCAAAUUGAAGAGGAGGGUAUUUGACUUAGAACGGCAGAACCAGACAUUGAGCACUCUCUUUCAGCAGAAGUUACAACUUUCAGCAGGUUCUCUUACACAGCUCCCAUUACAUCCACUACAAUCAAUUUCAGAGCCACUAGCCACCACCCUCCUGAAUACCGAAGAAGGACCAGCAGCCUUACUGUCAAUGGGGCCCUGUACUGGACAAAAAGAGGUAGGCUGUGAGCAGCAGCAACAGCAGCAGCAGCAGCAGCAGCAGCAGCAGCAGCAGCAGGCCUUAGGUAGCCUGGGCCCCCAAUUGGAUGCUCUUUCCCCAUUUCUGAAGAAAAAGGCUCAGAUACUGGAGGUGUUGAGGAGCCUAGAAGAAACUGAUCCCCUGUUACUGCAUCCCAUCACAGCUUCAUGGAGGGCAACAGGGCAGUGUUCCCAAGGGGAUCCCAGCAUCCAUUCUGAUUGUUCCUUCAAGGGCAAGGCAGGUGAAAAAUGGAAUCCAGGUGAGAGGCUGGGCUCCCCAGAACCAGUCAAUGGUGAAGUGUGUACCUCAUCCCUGCCAGAGCCUGCACCCUGGGCAUCCUGCUUACUCCUGGGCCAUAGUGGACUAGGGGGACUACUCCGGUGGGAACCUGUCCUGGGGAGCCCACUGGGUGAGGACAAGUUGGGAAGACUUUGGGGCAUGGGCCAGGAAUCCCAGAGGUCCCCAGCACCACAACCUGGCCUCCACAGUGGACAAGGCAGCAGCAGUAGCUCUUCCUCAGAUGAAGCUGGAGAGCCAGGGGAAGCAUUGACACCAGCUGCCCUUCUCAAUGCCUUGGCCCGAAAGCAACUGAACCUGGAUCAGUUGCUGGAGGACACAGAAUCUUACCUACAGGCCUUCCUUUCAGGGGCUGGAGGGCCCAACAGUGGAAUUACACCCCCUGCCAAUGGUCCUGGCUCAGGACAACCACCCCUGCCCAAUAAAGGGCUUCCCCAGUCUCUAAGACCCAAAGGCCUUCCCAAGACAGCAUGGGGUGGGGUAGGAUCUGAACCCCUCAAGCCAGGCUUAAGCACUACCUCAGAGGGCAAUGGGGCCCUCCCCUUCCUCAGUGUGUUUGUGGAUGGGGGAGACACCUCUCCAGGCUCCUGGCCCAGUUACCCCCUUUCCUCAUCUCAGGUGAAAAGCGAGCUCCAAAUUAGCCCCUCUUCCCCUAUUGAGACCCAGGAACUCAACUUCUCCCCACCUAAAAGUCUCAAUUUCUUGAAGUUGUCUCUAGUCUCAGAGAAGGCCUCUAGCCCUGGCACCCCCCAUCUCAGUCCCCAGUUGCCCCGAAGCUCUCGGAUACCUUGUUGGAAUGGGGGUCCAGAUGGGAGUUCUUCUCCCAUGCUUACCCACCAAGGCCUUGGGGGUGAACUGACUCCUGAGAUAGUUGCCCAGCGCCAAUCCACCAGCUCCCCACCCACCCUCAUUGUGGACUCCAUCCAGUUUAGACCCACACAUCCAGCCCCAUCUUCUGUCCUUUCACCUGAGCCCCCAGCUUGUCCAAUCCCAUCUCGCUAUGAAAAUGUCUUGGAUCUUUCAACUGGCUCCUUUGGGGACCCAUGUCCAGAGCCAACCCUCACCUCCCUCCAGUCAUCCAGUUACCCACCACUGGCCCCAGAGACAAGGGACCAGAGUCUUAGGGGCCCACCUAGCCCCUGCCCACCUCAGCUCUGCCCUUAUGGGGGUAGCCAGGGGAAGGGUAGUGAGAAGGCAGGAUCGGAAUCUCCACAGGUUGGCUGGAAGGGCACAGGUGGCUCCACUAAAAAGCCAGGCAAUGGGGCAGGGAGACGGCCUGGGGAGCCAGGCUUCACCCCUCUCCGAGAGAGACUGAUAGCACUGGGAAAACUGAAGACAGGCCCUGAGGGAACCCCAAGCUCUGACAAGAAUGGUAGCCCUGGGAAGCUGGCAAUAGAAAAAGCCCGGCUGCCAGGAAGGCUGAGGGAAGGGACUGCAGACACAGCCCCCAGUUCCUUCAGGCCCCUGGAGCCCACUGAGGCGAAGGGGCUCCCACGGGGCGCAGUGCCCCUGGGUACUAACAGCCUGAAGCAGCAGGACCACGGGUCUUCUGGUGAACCAGGUCCUCGCUGCUACUCUUCCCACUCUAUGGGUGCUCGUCUUGACCUGGACCCUGUUUCAUCUCGUGGCUGCCUCACCAAAGUGGAGCUGGCAAAAAGCCGGCUGGCAGGAGCACUGUGUCCCCAGACCCCACGGACCCCAGUCAAACUGCCUACCACAGUGCCCAGCUCAGGCAAAUCCAACAAAAGCCCCCAUGGCAGUCCCACCAAGCUGCCCUCCAAGUCACCCACCAAGGUGUUACCCCGCGGUGGAUCUCCCCAAGUGUCCAAGGACCUAGUAAAGUCCGAGAAGGGCAAGGGGCCCCCUUGGGCAGACUGUGGUGCCCCUUCCCAGCCAGUGCCCAAAGUAGCUGGCCCAGGGGGCCAAGGCCAUGGUUCUGAGGGGCCGAUGCUCCAUUCAGCCAUAGAGGAGAAGGUCAUGAAGGGCAUCGAGGAGAAUGUGCUCCGACUACAGGGCCAAGAUCGGACACCAAGCACAGAGGCCAAGCACCGCAACUCAAGCAGCAUCGUUAGCUGGUUUGGACUGAAAAAGAGCAAGCUGCCAGCCCCGAGCCGCCGAGCAGAUCCUGGAAAGAACAAGGAAAGUCUGGGGGGCACACCCCUUGGCAAGGGGGGUAAGCAGGAGGCCCGCAAGCUGGAGACCGAGAGUCUCAACAUCUCCAAGCUGAUGGCCAAGGCCGAGGAUCUACGGAAGGCCCUGGAAGAGGAAAAGGCCUACCUCAGCAGGCAGGGCCGGGGCCGGCCAGGGGGCCCGACAAGAGGUACAAGUGGCAGCGAGGUGGUGCUGGGCCAGGCACAGAACCAGCUCACCAUCAUGUACCAGGGCACCGACACCUUCAUGCAGCAGUUGCUCAACCGGGUAGAUGGGAAGGAACUGCCCCCUGAUAAUUGGCAAGAGUCCAAGCAAGAUUUUGGAGAUUUUCAGUCAUCUGUUCCUGAAACCAAGGGCCUCCAGCCACUCCGAAGCCCCCGAAAUGGCCUAAUUGGUCAAAGUGCCAACAAGUCAUCUGGGAAGAAGAGCAGUGAGCUGGCCCAGAGGGAAGCGGCCCCUGCCGAGGACGGACUCGCUGAGCUCAUCCCAACCCCGAAUUUCACAGCCUGUAGCUCCCUAACCCGAACUCUGGACAGCGGCAUUGGAACCUUCCCACCACCAGACCACGGUAGCAGUGGAGUCCCUAGCAAAAACCCACCCAAGCCAAAGCCUUCUCGCCUGGACCCACCCCCUACUGAGCAUUUGGCCCGAUCCUACCCCCUUACCAAGGUUCCCCAGCGUGCCAGAACACUGGAUCGAGAGGUGCCUGCUGUGGAAGAGCUACUGGUGGGCGGAAGGAACCCAAGUGUCCCUGCAUUCCAUGCUCUGCUUUCUCCCACUCCUAGGCACCAUGGGCACAAGGCCUGCACAGAUGAUUCCAGUGGGCACCCUGGACGGCCACCCCCAAUUCAGCUCUCCAAAAACUGGACUUUCCCUAACACACGAGCUGGUGGCAACUCUUCUGACCCCUUCCUUUGUCCACCCCAUCAAUUAGAAGGGCUUCCCAGGACACCUCUGGUCCCCCCACUUGAGAGGAAGCAGGGUUCAGAGGGAGGCCACCCGCCUCCAACAACCUCUGGCCCAACUUUUAGUGGCAGUCGUACGCCCAGCACCUCAGACAUGGGAGAGGAUGGACGCGCCUCCGGUGGGGGCCCUCCUGGACUGGAAACGUCAGAAUCCCUCAGUGAUUCUUUGUAUGACUCCCUAUCCUCUUGUGGGAGCCAAGGCUGAGGUGGAGAACCAAAUGCUGGAAAUAUUCUUUGCUCACCACCCCAAACCAGAAGUGGAGACAAUAGAUUGUACUCAUAAACUCCUUGUUUUUUGUGGACCAGAAUAAGGGAUUUCUCUGCUUUGGGACCUAGUUUGAAGCACAUCCCCCAGGAGAAAAAUAGGUGGAGAAGAAGAAAUUACAGUUCACCCUCCCGUCUAACCUAAACCACCCAUUGGAAGGAUCAGAUAACUGGUCUCAACUUAGAGACUCCAUCUUAUCCUUUCUCUUACUCAGAACAAGACCUUGACUUUCUGCCCCAUUUUGAAACCCAGGGGUGCCAUAUUAUGGUGCUGGGAUUCCCCUCACUCUCCCACUGGCUGUCCCAUCUUUGCUACUUGGCCUCCAGUCUGAUGUGACUACUCACCAUCUUCUAACACCCACCUUGGAUAAAGGCCAGAAAACGGUGGAUUGGAAGGAAGCCAGAAGGAGGUGUUGGAGUCUGCCUUCUCUCCCCCAUCUCAUUUGCCCCAAGGUCUCAGUGCCCCUCUGUGGGCCUCCUUGCUCUUUGGAUGGUGCUGUCCUGACCCUUACCCCAUGUCUCUGGGGCUUUGUUUAGGAGGAGAGUUGUUCUGUUUUGUUUAAUUUUGUUCACAUUAAAAUCAUUUCCUCUCUUGUUUUC